Molecule: messenger RNA, 855 nt
Organism: Drosophila navojoa
Lineage: Eukaryota; Metazoa; Arthropoda; Insecta; Diptera; Drosophilidae
Gene: Mocs2B
Product: Molybdenum cofactor synthesis 2B
Biological process (GO): Mo-molybdopterin cofactor biosynthetic process
Cellular component (GO): molybdopterin synthase complex; cytosol
Molecular function (GO): molybdopterin synthase activity
Source: RefSeq, a predicted model, not a curated record
GUGAUAUCAUUGGAAUAUGAAGCCUAUGAGAGCAUGGCUUUAAAGGAACUGGAAAAGAUCUGUUCUGAGCUAAGAAUCCGGUGGCCAACUCUAAAGCAUAUUGCGAUAUAUCAUCGACUCGGGUGCGUUCCUGUAGCUGAAGAAAGUGUUGUAAUUGCCGUAUCUGCGCCUCAUCGCCCAGCGGCAUUGGAAUCGGUUAGCUUUGCUAUAGACAAGCUGAAAUCGAGUGUGCCUAUUUGGAAAAAGGAAAUAUAUGAAAAUGAUAAGAUCGGAGAAUGGAAAGCAAAUAUGGAGUGCCCCUGGCCCCAAUUUACCGAAACGUCUUCAAACGCGUUUCAAUAUUCUUCAUGCAAAAUUGAACACGAAGUAGAAAAUAAUUUUGAAAAGAAACUUGUACAAAUCAGAAUAGGUGACAGCGAGUUAACCAGACGGAUAAAAUGUUUUUUGAAAAGGAAACGGGAUGAAAUUAAUCUCCACAAUAUAAUAGACUUCAAGCAACAAUUGACAGAUAGGGCACAUACAGAAUCGACGCUACCAAAAGAUUCAUGUGCGCGCACUCAAAGUAUUCUUGUAAAGCAGCAACAAUCAAUCAGUCAUAUAAGAGUAUAUCGCGCUUUUGAAGAUAGGGGACAAACACGACCUAACUAUUCUUCUCAAUUAAAUAAGCUAAUGACUACAAAACAUCAACACUGUGAACUGGUUAAAAGCAAUGUAGUGAAAAAUGCGCGCUUAAAAAAUAUAGAAGAAUAUUUGCAUAUUGCUCCGGACGACGAAGACAAUAUUUUUAAUCGCAUCAAAAAUAUAGAGAACAGAAUUUUGAUAUUAGAAUCUACUUCUCCAGAAUAUAAAUAUUAU